Balaenoptera ricei (Rice's whale) is the source of this 2615-nucleotide messenger RNA. RefSeq names its product ADAM metallopeptidase domain 11 (gene ADAM11). Gene Ontology annotation, biological process: proteolysis. NCBI's taxonomy places the organism in Eukaryota, Metazoa, Chordata, Mammalia, Artiodactyla, Balaenopteridae. The record is from RefSeq and is a predicted model, not a curated record. Gene Ontology annotation, molecular function: metalloendopeptidase activity. The coding region runs from base 1 to 2331 and encodes 776 amino acids. The transcript has 26 exons.
AUGAGGCGGCUGCGGCGCUGGGCGUUCGCGGCGCUGCUGCUGCUGCUGCCGCUGCUCCCCCCGCCCGGUGUGGGGACCCGGGGUCCCGCCGGAGCUCUGCGCUGGAGGGUCUCUCCCCCGUUGGGGGGCCCGGAAGCCCCGGAGGUCACAGAGCCCAGCCGUCUGGUGGGGGAGAGCUCGGGGGGAGAGGUCCGAAAGCAGCAGUUGGACACCAGGGUCCGCCAGGAGCCUCCGGGUGGCCCGCCUGUCCACCUGGCCCAGGUGAGUUUUGUCAUCCCAGCCUUCAACUCAAACUUCACUCUGGACCUGGAGCUGAACCAUCACCUUCUCUCUUCGCAAUAUGUGGAGCGCCACUUCAGCCGGGAGGGGCCAACCCAGCACAGCACCGGGGCUGGAGACCACUGCUACUACCAGGGGAGGCUCCGAGGGAACCCGCACUCCUUUGCUGCCCUCUCCACCUGCCAGGGGCUGCAUGGGGUCUUCUCUGACGGGAACUUCACCUACAUCAUGGAGCCCCACGAGGUGGCCAGGCCUCGGGAAACCCUCCAGGGACCCCUUCCCCACCUCAUUUACCGGACCCCUCUCCUCCCAGCCCCCCUCGGAUGCAGGGAACCAGGCUGCCUGUUUGCUGCCCCUGCCCAUUCUGCUUCUCCGAACCGACCAAGGCUGAGAAGGAAAAGGCAGGUCCGCCGGGGCCACCCUACAGUGCACAGUGAGACCAAGUAUGUGGAGCUGAUUGUGAUCAACGACCACCAGCUGUUUGAGCAGAUGCGACAGUCGGUGGUCCUCACCAGCAACUUUGCCAAGUCCGUGGUGAACCUGGCAGAUGUGAUGUACAAGGAACAGCUCAAUACCCGCAUCGUGCUGGUUGCCAUGGAAACGUGGGCAGAUGGGGACAAGAUCCAGGUGCAGGAUGACCUCCUGGAGACCCUGGCCCGUCUCAUGGUCUACCGGCGGGAGGGCCUGCCUGAGCCCAGUGAUGCCACCCACCUCUUCUCGGGCAGAACUUUCCAGAGCACCAGCAGUGGCGCUGCCUACGUGGGGGGCAUCUGCUCGCUGUCCAGGGGUGGGGGUGUGAACGAGUAUGACAACAUGGGGGCCAUGGCGGUGACCUUGGCCCAGACGCUGGGGCAGAACCUGGGCAUGAUGUGGAAUAAACACCGGAGCUCGGCAGGGGACUGCAAAUGUCCGGACAACUGGCUGGGUUGCAUCAUGGAGGACACUGGGUUCUACCUACCCCGCAAGUUCUCGCGCUGUAGCAUCGACGAGUAUAACCAGUUUCUGCAGGAGGGCGGCGGGAGCUGCCUCUUCAACAAGCCCCUCAAGCUCCUGGACCCGCCUGAGUGCGGGAACGGCUUCGUGGAGGCGGGGGAGGAGUGCGACUGCGGCUCGGUGCAGGAGUGCAGCCGCGCGGGCGGGAACUGUUGCAAGAAAUGCACCCUGACUCACGACGCCAUGUGCAGCGACGGGCUCUGCUGUCGCCGCUGCAAGUACGAGCCGCGGGGUGUGUCCUGUCGAGGGGCCGUGAACGAAUGCGACGUCGCGGAGACCUGCACCGGGGACUCGAGCCAGUGUCCCCCCAACCUGCACAAGCUGGAUGGUUACUACUGUGAUCACGAACAGGGCCGCUGCUACGGAGGUCGCUGCAAAACCCGGGACCGGCAGUGCCAGGCCCUUUGGGGCCAUGCGGCUGCUGAUCGCUUCUGUUACGAGAAGCUGAACGUGGAGGGGACAGAACGUGGGAACUGUGGGCGCAAGGGGUCAGGCUGGGUCCAGUGCAAUAAACAGGAUGUGCUCUGUGGCUUCCUCCUCUGUGUCAACAUUUCUGGAGCUCCUCGGCUGGGGGACUUAGGGGGAGACAUCAGCAGCGUCACUUUCUACCACCAGGGCAAGGAGCUGGACUGCAGGGGUGGCCAUGUGCAGCUGGCCGAUGGUUCAGACCUGAGCUACGUAGAGGACGGCACAGCCUGCGGGCCCAACAUGCUGUGCCUGGACCAUCGCUGCCUGCCAGCCUCUGCCUUCAACUUCAGCACCUGCCCUGGCAGCGGGGAGCACCGGAUCUGCUCCCACCAAGGGGUCUGCAGCAAUGAAGGGAAAUGCAUCUGUCAGCCAGACUGGACGGGCAAGGACUGCAGUAUCCACAACCCCCUGCCCACGUCUCUGCCCACAGGGGAGACAGAGAGAUAUAAAGGUCCCAGCGGCACCAACAUCAUCAUCGGCUCCAUCGCUGGGGCUGUCCUGGUUGCAGCCAUCGUCCUGGGCGGCACGGGCUGGGGAUUUAAAAACAUCCGCCGAGGAAGGUAUGACCCGACCCAGCAGGGGGCAGUGUGACGCCGGCCACGUCAUCCCUCCCGCUGUCCCUGUCUCCUCCAUCUCAUUCGUCACCUCGCAUUCUGUGGCUGGGGAGCUGGGGCUGGUUCCUCCACCCUUGCUGUCACUGCCAUCACUACAGGGGUGGGAGAACCCCACCCACCCCAGGAAGAGUCCUCAACUUGCCCCUUGCCCCCUCCUCCAGUCCACCCACCCCCUCAGGCCUUGGUCGUUUAACUCCUGCCCUUCCUACGGCCAGACCACCUCUGGCCCCGUGGACCCUGGAGCUGUGCCCCUGCCCACAC